Ixodes scapularis (black-legged tick) is the source of this 1602-nucleotide messenger RNA. RefSeq names its product paired box protein Pax-6-like. Gene Ontology annotation, biological process: regulation of transcription by RNA polymerase II; anatomical structure development. The transcript has 8 exons. Lineage: Eukaryota; Metazoa; Arthropoda; Arachnida; Ixodida; Ixodidae. Gene Ontology annotation, molecular function: RNA polymerase II cis-regulatory region sequence-specific DNA binding; DNA-binding transcription factor activity, RNA polymerase II-specific. The record is from RefSeq and is a predicted model, not a curated record. The coding region runs from base 318 to 1478 and encodes 386 amino acids.
GCCGCAAGCGUCCUCCCGACCGUCCGGCGCUGCGCCUCGCUGCUGCUUGCUCUCCGGCAAUCCACGCUAGAUCCCGAAACUCCGGUGGAUAGCGUAGCGUUCUGCGACGUGGACUUUCCUAAACCGAAAGCGACAAGAGACCAGGUCGGCCAGGCGUGCUGCUGCUCGGCGGUGUUGCGUGCCCGGCGUGGUGUCCAGCGACGGCGUCAUCCCCGGAGGAGCGUCGCCGGCGUCGCGAGGAGCACGAGUACGGGCGUCGGCAGGAGGAGGAGCGAGGCCUGCGGCGGGCCCGGCUGGACUACGACCGGCAUGCGUCGAUGGACCUGAGCGUGCCCAAGAGGGCUGCGUCUCCGUGCUCGGCGCCCCAGCGCCCGCUCCUGGUGCCGGCCAUGGUCAGACACGUGCCCGGAUCGCCGCCGGCUUUCCCCUCGUCGGACUCGGCCGCCAGCCCCGGCGGCGGUGCGGCGUCUGCGGCGGCAGCCCUAGGCCCUGUGUACCUGGCCACGUCUCGACUGGGCGGCGACUCCAUGGGUCCCGGCCGGGUGCUCCCCGACCUGACGCCGUACUCGCUGCGGCCGUACGACUUCGCCCGGCACCUGCUCUCCUCGCAGAACGCCGUCAGCAAGAUCCUCGGGCGCUACUACGAGACGGGGUCUCUGCGCCCGGGCGUGAUCGGCGGCAGCAAGCCCAAGGUGGCCACGCCCGUGGUGGUGGCCAAGAUCGAGCAGUACAAGCGCGAGAACCCCACCAUCUUCGCCUGGGAGAUCCGCGAGAGGCUCAUCUCCGAAGGCGUGUGUAGCAACAACACCGCUCCCAGCGUGAGCUCCAUCAACCGGAUCCUGCGCAACCGGGCCGCCGAGCGAGCGGCUGCCGAGUUCGCCCGGGCCGCGGGCUACUCCAUGUACCACCCGUACGCGGCCGCGGCCAGCCUGUCCUGGCCGUCGCCCGCCGCGGCGGCUGCGGCGGCAGCGGCCGCGGCCGCCGGCGCGGGCCCCGCCGCGCUCUGGUCCCCGUUCCUGGCGGCGCCCAUGGGCAACAGCGGGCCGGGCUCCGGGCCGGGCCCCACGGGCUCCAGCCCCGCGCCCCCGGGGCCGGACCCGUCGGCGCUGGCCGCCGCCUUCAGGGCAAGAACCGCCGAUGAACUGGACAAGGACGGUCUGGGCGGCGCCGGGGACGAAGGCGGCAGCUCGGACUCCGCCGACCGGCCCAAGUUUCGGCGGAAUCGGACCACCUUCAGCCCGGACCAGCUCGAAGUGCUCGAGGAGGAGUUCGAGAAGACCCACUACCCCUGCGUGAGCACCCGGGAACGCCUGGCCGCCAAGACCAACCUGUCCGAGGCCAGGGUGCAGACGGGCGAAGUGGCGCCGGCACCAGCGCAUGAACCUGCUCAAGCCCGGAGCCGAAGUCCCGCCGUCGCCCAGCAGCUCGGCGCCGUCCUCUCCGGAACCCCCGCAGUGCGCCACGCCGCCGCUCGCUAGCCUGCAGGGCCAGCCCGGGCCCAGGCCCACGGCCCUGGUCCUGCCGCGCAUGGGCGGCGAGAACUCGGCCUUCUCCAACCCGGCGCCCCGCCUGCAGUCGUCCCAGCAGGGCCCCGCGGACGCC